Messenger RNA from Ailuropoda melanoleuca (giant panda), 5563 nucleotides. RefSeq names its product left-right determination factor 1-like. Gene Ontology annotation, molecular function: transforming growth factor beta receptor binding; growth factor activity; cytokine activity. Gene Ontology annotation, biological process: anterior/posterior axis specification. The transcript has 4 exons. Bases 3555 to 4697 code for a protein of 380 amino acids. Gene Ontology annotation, cellular component: extracellular region. Lineage: Eukaryota; Metazoa; Chordata; Mammalia; Carnivora; Ursidae. The record is from RefSeq and is a predicted model, not a curated record.
GUAAAAAGUGUCCCAAUCCACAUUCGUGUUUUUCUUUUGGCCACUAGCUAAUUGCCCAAUUAUUUUAUUUCCCCAGCAAAACUCCAGUCGGCCUGGAAUCCACAUUCAGGACUAAAAGCCCAUGUCCAGGGAGUCCGGGGAUUUGUCCUGUGUCUGUCUGCCUCUCCAUGGUCCCUGCCCAGCCCUGGCCCGACCCUUCUGAGUCCCCAGAUCAUCUGGGGCUGGGGGGUGUGCUCUGCCCGCUUCAGGGGUCGGGCAGGACUGUGCCCUGGAAAGAGCUUCAGGGUGUGGAAGGAAUUCAGUCCUGGGAAUCGAAGGCCGAGCUUUCUGCUGGCAGCCAUCAGAAACUGUGGAAGCUUGAGCAAGUGGUCGCCUCUCCAAGCCUCAGUUUUCCUGCUUUAAAAAUGGGGGUAGGGGCAGAUUGGCCUGGAGAGGCCAUGUCGGCUCUCAGCUCCCUGAGUCUACAAAGUAGCCGGGGACAGGAGCAGGGGGCCCCUUGCUGGGCAAACCCUCUGGGGUCCCAAAUGCUCUCAGGCUACUCCCGCCUGAGGGAGGUCCCCAGGAUCUAGAAGAGUUGUUUCCCAACUGUGGACCACCUGCCCACGUGCCCACUGGCCCCGAGGGGCCCCCUGAGCACCGGGUUCCAGAAGCCCCAUUCCUCAGUCAGAGAUGCUGGGUGUUGACUAGUAGUUCCAGUCCCCACUGAGGACGAAACUCUAGGGUCGUCUGUGUGCUGGGAGGCCAACCCAGGAGCCCAGUGACCGGCCUGGGGGAGGCAGAGAAUCGGGAGAGGACAGUCUUUCCUGUUUACGGUCUUCUUGGGAAAAUGAAGUUUCAGUGUAACUGAUCAGUGAUCCCUGCUGCAAAAGGGGCUUGGGCCACUGAGGAGUCCCAGGGGUCCUCAGCCCCGAGGUGUCUCCUGGGGGGAGGAGGGCGGCAAGAGAACCUCGUGUUCUCAUGCUGGACGGCUGGGGAGCAGCAGCACUGGGCCUGACCUCUCCCAGCCCUGGGACAGCAGGUCCCUGUUGAAACCAACACAGGGGGCCACAUGGCCUCAUUGUGAACUUCCAGCCCCAGGGGGCUCCUGGGGCCUAGAUGUUGGGGGCCUGGGGAGGGGUCCCCGGCCUGCGAGGGGCAGCCCGGGUGUUACUUCCUUGGCACCAUCCUGGCCCGUGAUAAGCCACCGGGCUUCCUCUCUGCAAGUGGCGAGGGAGGUGGACCAUUGCAUAUUUAUGGAACAGCAGCUCAGGACAGCUUCCAGGGACGAAGGGCCGUGGGUCCUGGGUCGCCUGCGAAUGUGACACUUCUGCACCUUUUGGCUUGACUUAAGGCCCAAAUGUUUGCAUCAAGUAAGUCCCUGCUAAUCACUUGCAAAGAGAAGCCACAGCUCGGCUCCCGGCGGAGGCUGCGCUUGGCCCAGAGAGAGCAGGAGGCCCGUGGGGUGCAGGGGGGUUCAGACUAUGGGAGACGUGAGCACUCUGAUGGGACUCGGUCCCUCCCUCUGCGUUGCUCCUUCCCAUUGCUUCUGGAAGGUGCGUUCGGACACCUGCUUCCUCUGCUGUUGUGAAUACAUGCUCAGAGCUGAGCACAGUGCCUGGAGCGUGGUGAGCACUCAAGAAAUUAUUGUUCUCGUGGCCAUUUUUAGAAAGACCACGGGUAACAAGGAUGGCAAGCCCUUAUUGUGCACUUACUGUAUACCAGGUUCUGGGAUACACAUCCUCCGUGUGCUAAUGCAUUUGCUCUCCUGUGAAGUAGACCCAGUUCUUACCACCCCUCCUUCAGAUGAGGAAACUGAGUCACUGAGGCCUUGAGGAACUUGCUAGAAGGUCAAACAGCCAGCAAGGCACGCAGGCCCCAUAUGUGCACCCAGCCUGGGAGGCUCCGAUUCCCACGUGCUCCGUACCCGAGGCUUUGGACAGGACAUGGGUCUGGGCAGCUAUGGCCUCACUUUCCAGGUCCCUCUCCCUUGACCCAGAUCCCCCUGAGCUCUGGUGAGAGCCCACGGCCUGACUCAGGGCAUGGAGUGUUCCCAGAAUGAUGCGUGCAGCCUGAAGGGCUUCUCUUGCUCUGAGGUCGGUGACUGCAAAGACACUUGCAAAGUUGCCCUUCCUGGGACAGCCAGAGAGCCGGGUCUGACAGCAGCAGCUUCCUCCGUCGUGGACAGGACACUGUCUUCCGAGGGCCUGUGGAGGGGAGCAGGAGGGGGCCCUCAGGGACGGACAGUGGGCAAGGAUGAGUCCAGGGGCUUCUGUGGGAGCUCGCUGAAUGAGGCCUGGCCCAGAGCAGGCAGGAAUACAGGGUUCUCUCCCUCCUUCCUUCCUGACGAACACACAGACACCCAGACUGGCCUCCAGGGAAGAUUUCAACAGUUGCCCAAUAGGAUUCUCUUUCUUACAGAAUAGGACCACCUUUUCAUAGACCGGGACCAGAGCAGGGCCGGGGAAAUUCAGCAGGCACUAAAAUGAUCACUGAGCUGCCCAGACAGCAGUGGCUGGAGGCCCCAGGCUGGUGUGGCAUGCAGACAGGCCUUUGUGCCUGUUCUAGACGGCCCCCUCCUCGAGGCUCCUGGACCCGUCUGGCCGCUGAGCUCCCAGGAGGUCCGAGGGGUGUGGCCUCCCUCCCUCCACCCCAGGCCCGUCCCAGGGCUGGCUAUAAAGCUGGCCCAGCCUGGCCCUCUGCACAGCCCGCGGGGACCCUCCCGGAGCCUCCUGGGGGGACACGUCUGUCUGCUCCGCCCCUCCUCCUCCGUCCCACGCGCGGCACCAUGAGGCCGCUGUGGCUGUGCUGGGCGCUCUGGGCGCUGCCCCUUUCCGGCCCCGGGGCCGCCCUGAGUGGGGAGCAGAUCCGGGGCCGUCUGCUGCAGCAGCUGCACCUCAGCGAGGUGCCCGUCCUGGACGAGGGCGACGUCGGGGAGCUGGUCACCCCUGCCCACGUGAUGGCGCAGUACGUGGCCCUGCUGCAGCGCAGCCACAGGGCCCGCUCUCGAGGGAAGAGGUUCAGCCAGGAAUUCCGAGCCCCAGAUGGGUCACCCAACAUCUCUGAGCCUGUUGGCUUCUCUGGAAAUGAGGCUGAACCAGCUCUGACUCCCUCCCAGAGUCGGGGGCGGUUUGUGAGAUGAGACAGAAGGGCCGAUUCCAUCAUUUUAAAGGUCAGGCAGUAGGAGAUGGGCCAGGUCUGAAUCCCACUGCACCCUCUCACCUCCGUGGGGCCGGGGCUCCCCUUCUCAGAGCCCAGGGACAGGCCGGGUGGGGUGCCUGGAGGCCUGGAGACUCCGCAGAGGUGACUGCCCUCCCAUUUCUGCUGUGCCCCCUUUGCCCAAAGAAGGCUGUCCAGGGACCUACUGGCUCAGCCGGUGGAGCACGUGACUCCUGAUGUUGGGGUUGUGAGUUCGAGCCCCACAUUGGGCAUAGAGAUUUCUUAAAAGUAAAAUCUUAGGGGCACUCAGGUGGCUCAGUUGGUUGAGUAUGGACUCUCGAUUUUGGCUGGGGUCAUGAUCUCAGUGUCAUGACAUUGAGUGCGGCCUGCGCUCCGCACUGGGGGGGAGCCUGCUUGAGAUGCUCUCUCUUCCUCUGCCCUCCUCGUGCACCCCCACCUCGGGCACCCACGUGUGCUCUUGCUCUCAAAAUAAAAUAAAAUAUUUUAAAAAACAAACAGAUAAGAAGGCUGCAUGUCUGUGCACUGAGGCAAAGCCCCAGCCCACACAUUCUCCCUGGGGAUUCCUGGGGAUCUCCCUGCGAUCUCCCUGGGGACUCCUGGGAAAAUGCUGUUCCCUGGCCCGGGCCCUGCCCCCCUUGCUGCCGCCCUGGUGGUGGAGAGGCCUCCUGACCCUGCUCCUGUCCCCAGAGGUGGCGGGCAGGUGGCUGGCAUCCGAGGCCUCCACGCACCUGCUGGUGUUCAGCAUGGAGCGGCGGCUGCCCCCCAACAGCGAGCUGGUGCGGGCCGUGCUGCGCCUCUUCCAGGAGCCGGUGCCCAGGGCCGCGCUCCGCAGGCACGAGCGGCUGUCCCCGCACAGCGCCCGUGCCCGCGUCACCAUUGAGUGGCUGCACGUCCGGGACGACAGCUCCAACCGCACCUCCCUGGUGGACUCCAGGCUGGUGUCCCUCCACGAGAGUGGCUGGAAGGCCUUCGACGUGACCGAGGCCGUGACCUUCUGGCAGCAGCUGAGCCGGCCUCGGGAGCCCCUGCUCCUGCAGGUGACGGUGCAGAGGGAGCACCUGGGCCCCCCAGCCUCGGGGGCCCACAAGCUGGUGCGCUUUGCCUCCCAGGGGCCGGCAGGCACCGGGCAGGGCGAGCCCCAGCUGGAGCUGCACACGCUGGACCUGGGGGCCUAUGGAGCUCAGGGCGAUUGUGACCCCGAGGUGCCCUUGACGGAAGCCACCCGCUGCUGCCGCCAGGAAGUGUACAUUGACCUGCGGGGGAUGAAGUGGGCUGAGAACUGGGUCCUGGAGCCCCCCGGCUUCCUGGCCUACGAGUGUGUGGGCACCUGCCAGCAGCCCCCGCAGCCCCUGCCCUUCAAGUGGCCGUUUCUGGGGCCGCGGCAGUGCGUCGCCUCGGAGACGGCCUCGCUGCCCGUGAUCGUUAGCAUGAAGGAGGGAGGCAGGCCCAGGCCGCAGGUGGUCAGCCUGCCCAACAUGAGGGUGCAGAAGUGCAGCUGCUCCUGGGAUGGGGCGCCCGUGCCCAGGAAGCUGGAGCCUUAGGUGUGGGGCGCAGCCACUGAGGCCUCAGACGGCACAGGUGCACAGAAGCAGGUCUUGACGUAGGUGUUAAUUUCCUCCUUAGCAAGUGACCCCUGGCCCCGCUUAGCGCCCCCGUUUCCCCUUUCCUGCACGUUCUUCCAUUUCUUGUCCUCCUGGGCCUCACCCACCCGAAGCACUUACGAGUAACUGAUGCUGCUUGGAUUGCUGAGCUCUAGAAGGAAAUCCCAGGUAAUCUUCGUUAAAGGGUGCAUCUGGGCAUGGACAGCUGGGAGCUUCUCUGGCAAAUUCUCAGCUGAGUGUGGGACAACAUGCCCUAUGACGUGAACGGGGGAAACAGACUGAUUUACUCUAUUACACGAUGGGAAUUAAAACAAAAAUUUAAAAAUAUCCCCCAGUUUCCCCUCGGUAGGGAGGAGGUCUAAAAAAAAAACACCUGUUCCCCAAAGCGUUGACCUGUUCUGAACUCUUGUGAACAUCUCGGGUCCCCACUCCCCUGAGGUGUCGCUAGGGAGGAGGAUGAAGGGCUUCCAGCUGGGGCAGUGGGCAGGGAGUCAGGACGCCUGGUUUCUGGAUCGAACAGGGUCACAACUGUGACCUCAAGCCAAUGGGGAAAACUUUGGGCCACCGUUUCCUCUUAAAAGGGAGGAGGUGGGCUCCAGCUCUGAGUCAGUACUCUGGGGGUCAGAGAGCCCUAAGCUCACCUGCUCCUCCCCCCUCGCCCCGCAGACCCAGCAUUUCUUGUGCGUGGUUAGGUUAUCCUCCCCACUGUUUUAGAUUUACCACCAGAACCCACAUGUAUUUACUUUUUUUAAAAACGUAGCCAAAAGAGUUGAGUGUAGAUAAUCUGAAAUAAAGUGAUGUUUCGC